Strigops habroptila (Kakapo) is the source of this 1420-nucleotide messenger RNA. RefSeq names its product scleraxis bHLH transcription factor (gene SCX). The record is from RefSeq and is a predicted model, not a curated record. Gene Ontology annotation, biological process: developmental process; regulation of transcription by RNA polymerase II. The transcript has 2 exons. Lineage: Eukaryota; Metazoa; Chordata; Aves; Psittaciformes; Psittacidae. Gene Ontology annotation, molecular function: DNA-binding transcription factor activity, RNA polymerase II-specific; protein dimerization activity; RNA polymerase II transcription regulatory region sequence-specific DNA binding. Bases 214 to 774 code for a protein of 186 amino acids.
AGAGGAAGGAGCAGCCCAGCCUGUGAGCAGCCCUUAACCCCUUCUGCGCCCAGAGAACCGGUGGGAGCCGGAAAGGGGGGACCCCCCAGAGCAGCAGCACCUCCAAAGCGGAGCCCCCCCGGGGCAGGGCAACGCGAGGCAGCAGCAUGAGCGCCUGGAGCUGAGGUCGGAGCGCGGUGGUGUCCCCGUCCCGCCGUCCCCUCGACACCCACCAUGUCCUUUGCCAUGCUGCGCUCGGCCCCCAGCCGGUUCCUGUACCCCGAGAUCAGCAUGCUGUCGGAGGAUGAGGAGAAUGGCAGCGAGAGCUCGGGCUCCGAGGAGAAGCCCUACCACCUGGACGCCGACGGCUAUGGCCUCAAAGCCGCCAAGCGCCGGCACGGCAAGAAGCCCACCCGGCUGCACCGGGAGCCGCGGCAGCGCCACACGGCCAACGCGCGGGAGCGGGACCGCACCAACAGCGUCAACACGGCCUUCACGGCGCUGCGCACCCUCAUCCCCACCGAGCCGGCCGACAGGAAGCUCUCCAAGAUCGAGACGCUGCGCCUGGCCUCCAGCUACAUCUCCCACCUGGGCAACGUGCUGCUGGUGGGCGAGGCGUGCGGCGACGGGCAGCCCUGCCACACCACGCCGGCCUUCUACCACCACGGCGGCGGCGGCAGCCCCGCGGCGCGCGACCCCGACGCCUCCCAGCCCAAACAGAUCUGCACUUUCUGCCUCAGCAACCAGAGGAAGCUGAGUAAAGACCGAGACAGGAAGACGGCGAUUCGGAGCUAGAGGAUCAUAGGAAGGACAAGGAGGAGCAGAAGGAGGAAGGAUGGAAAAGCCACACACCCAAAAACCACAGCCAUGGACACUCCUGCCUUCACCCCGCUGCUGGGGAGAGCUGCAGGGGGACCUCACCCUGACCGGACACACGCCUUGGGAGAGGCCGGGCGUCCUCCCGGCUCGAGGGGUGACUGCAAUGGGACAUGGAUAUGGACACGGACAUGGGCCUGGGCAUGGGCAUGGAUACGGACAUGGACAUGGCAGGACUUUGCGGCUUGGAGGAACAUUGCUCCACGAUGGAGCAGCCGCUGCCUGGUGAGCCAAAGGGACAGGAAACUGGCUCCAGGGAUGCUCCUUGGGAAGGGAAUCCCUGCCUCGGCCUCUGCGGAUGCCACAGCGGCUCCCGGGGGAGAGCUGGAGCUUGGACAUGUCCCAUCAGCCCAGGUCUGACCUGAGCAGCGCUGGGGAAAGCACUGAUGGAGAAGGACUCUGCUCCCCCCUUCCCCUUCCAGCUUUGAGCCACUCGAUGCCCUGAACUGUGAGUCCUGGGGUGCUGCCUUUGUGGGGUUCAAUCAAUACAUGCUGGUGUUUCAUGUCAUUGAUGUGAUAAUAUAAAGCCUGAGCAAUGUGUAUAAUUAAAGUAUGGUUCAGACUC